Molecule: messenger RNA, 5214 nt
Organism: Pocillopora meandrina
Lineage: Eukaryota; Metazoa; Cnidaria; Anthozoa; Scleractinia; Pocilloporidae
Source: the annotation of a GenBank genome assembly
AUGGACGCAACAGACUCCAAGAUCCCGAAAAACGCUGUUUCAGAAUCCCAUCUUGAGGAUGAAUUGGAAUGUGAUGAUAAUCAGUCGGCCAGACGCAGUACAUUUGAACAAUUUCAAGAAACGAUGGAUCAGUUCCAGCAAUGCAAAGUGGAAGCGGCCAUAGAGUCUUUACAAGCUGGGCAUAAGCACUUCCUGAAUCUAACCCCAGAUAGCCUCGGAAACCCGACUGAUUACGAAAAGGAGCUGGUGGAUCGAGGAAGAGAGAUGUGUUUGAGUUAUUGCUCCGCUCCUCCUUUCUUUGGUGCUGUUUUGUUAAACCCCAAGCUGAUCGCAGAUAAGGAGGACCAUUUCUAUGUCAGCUUUACUAUGGUUUUUGCUGCUGUUGCACUCAAGCUGCAUAAAUAUAAAAUAGCUAUAGACUUAUUUCAGCGAUGUGAUUCUCUUUACACAUUUGAUGCCACGCCAUGUCCGAAAGACAACGAGCAAGUUAUGGAUAUUUUAAGAGCAGUAGCUAAGGCUAAUGUAGGCUACGUUUAUCUGAUUAUGGGAGUUAUGGACAACGCUAGCGAUUAUCUAGAAUGCGCGCUGGAGAUUUUUGAAACAUUUAAAAACAAAAACAAAACUGACUCUCUAGAAAUAAACAUUGUUGCUAUACAAACCAACUUAAGCUUAGCUUACCAGUGUCAGAAGAACUACAUUGCUGCAGUGAAGUUGCAAGAGCGUCUUAUUCUGAAGGCCAAAUACCCCAUUCUUCCCCCACAUUUGGUAGCUGCCAUACAUUACAAUAGAGCAGAGUUGUUCAUAGAGCUCAAAGAACCUGUAAAAGCACUCAUGGAGCUGAGGACGUUGGACUCACUAUUUGAGAGGAUGAACAACGAAGAAGCAAUAUUCUCGAAAUUUAUAUCUUCAAAAAUUUGUUUGGCGUAUCAAAAGAUUGGAGAUGUGGCUCGUGCAGAGGAAAUAGCGGAGCGCUUGACUUUCCCUUCCCUUUCGCCUGAAUCGCUAUCAUCACCACUCUCGCCUUCGUUAAAAUCGUUUUCGACAGCAUCGGGGUCAGGGUCAGAGUCGUCAUCAUCAUCGUCGUCGUCAUCAGUUUCAUCAUCGUCAUCAUCAUCUCCGUCAUCAACAUCGUCAUCUUCAUCGUCUGCUUCGUCACUAAUGUCUUCAUUUUCGUUUUUCUUUACCGAUUUUGAAGCUGUCCUCGGAUGUAAUGGAAAAUGCCAAUGGGACUUCUUGUUCGCAACGAUAUUGAAUUUAGUUGAUUUUCACUUAAACGAAAAAAACUUAGAAUAUGCAUCUUUCCUCGACGUUUUUGUACCAAUUUGCAAAGAAACGUUAGGGAAAAACCACCCAACAUAUGCAUCGUUUCUCUAUAGGCAAGGUGUUAGAUUUUUUCUGAUGGAAAGAAACCUGUCAUCAAAAAAUUGCUUUGAAGAAGCAUUAAAUAUUUUGACAAGUUUUGGCUACGGUUUAGAUCACCCGGAUUUGUUGCAAUGUAACAUCGCUCUUGCAAGGUUAUUAUUGUGCGAAGACUUUCAAGAGGUUCCUCAGUUGAAGUCGCGCCGUGACCGAAGCUGGCGAGAAUUUCCUUGCGACGCAGCAGAUGGAGUUGUAAGCCCUGAUAUUCCAUCAUUUAGAGAAGACAGUAACAAGUGGGACAGCAACGAAGAAUUAGACGGACCAGGUAAAAUUUCUGAUCGAGAAAACCGUAGAGGCAAGAAUUAUGAUCACCUUGAAAAUGCACCCCAAAAGGAUGAGAACAAAGGAAUCAGCAUCUCACAGAAGAUACAGAAAACACCAAAUGAAGUCAGUGGUGGACGGAAUGACACUCUUAAAGCCUCUUUUCAUGGAGGAUAUGUGGUUGCAGACAGCGGUGAAAACCCCGAUGUCAUUACUACAAAUGGGGCUUGCGGCUUUGACAAAGAUUGGAAUACCCAAGCUGUUGCCCUUCCAAAAACACCAGGAGAUUCCCACGGGAUUAAUUCGAAAACAAAAACAUAUUUUGGUUUGAAAGGUGGACGCCGAAGCGAUCUUCCGUCAGGGCACAGCUCACAAAGGGAUGCAAGUGGGGAUGACUUUGGCACAAAUCACAUCGGAAUAGAUCCCAGUUUCCUCGCACGUCAUUCUUAUGAGUGCAAUGCAUCUGAUGAGCGCUGGGAUUCUUGUGAUCCAUUUGAAGAUUCAGAAGUGCUUGCAGGUUCCCACUCCGAGUAUACCAGAUCUAGGUGUAUGACUGAAGUGUACCACCUUACUUCUCCAAGUUCAACGAAAUUUCCUGAAUGUCGUGAUUUUGCAAAAACUGUUCCAGCGAAGACCUUUGGACUACCUCAAUCUUCAAGUUUCCAUGAAGAUGGAUGUAAAGCAAAUCUCCCGUUUACAAAUAUCUCCCCAGAUGGACAUGUACUCGCCGAAAGGCCGACGUUCUCAUCGCAAUUUGAAAGAAAAGAUGACGCUCCAGGAUUUCUUCCGGACGGGGAAAGUGCAGGAGCUGGUCAUGGUCUGUUAAACAGUAAUUCAAACACAUCUGCUGACGAAUCAUUGGCCGUACUCGAGCAACGUGUGGCUGAAGCUUGCUGUCUUGUCGAGAAAACGUUGAAAGAAAGACAAGAAAGAGAGAAAUCGAUGAAAGAAACGGAGCAAAAAAGAAAAGAUAAGCGGGCAAGGAAACAACAACUUGCACGUGAAAGAAAAGAAAGGGAAGCGAGGGAAGCAAGAGAAACGGAACUCAGGAAUGAAAGAGUAGAGGGGAACUCCACGAGCGGUGGACAAGAAACACCUUUGCAAGACUCGGCAAGUGCUGGGGUUCGACAGUGGCUGUGUGAACAUUAUCAGCGGCUCUGCCGUGUCAAAUUCUCAUGCUGCGGAAAGUUCUUUCCUUGUCAUCGUUGUCAUAACAACUCUGGGUGUCCAAAUGAUAAUUCCAAAGCAAGAGAGGCGUGCUCUGUUGAGUGCUCUGUUUGUAGCCAUCAACAAGAGGUAAAUAGGAAUGACAUUGACUUGAAAUUUUGCGUAAGAGGAAAGAGAGUUCUCCCACUUAGAUUAUAACCGAUUUAACUUCGAAUGUUUGAUCUUUAAGAUCAACCAGGACGCCCACACCUGUGUCAGAUGCAAAACAAGGUUCUCAGCAUAUUUCUGCUCGGUAUGUAAACACUUCACAGGGGAGGAUAAGGCUCCUUAUCACUGCGAAAAAUGUGGUAUCUGCCGGUAGGUGAAACAAUAUUCAUGACGAGUUUAUCAGUGUGAGUUCGAAAUUUGUUUCGCCAGCGAAUCAUGUUGUGCUCGAGUAAAUACUUGCAAAGUGAUGUUUCUAUUUCCCGUUCAGUAUCUACAAGGACCGCUCCUUCCACUGUGAUGUGUGUAACGUCUGUCUGGACAAACGGCUGGAAGGAAGACAUUCCUGCCGAGCAAAUUCAGGACACGAUGAGUGUUGCAUCUGUUUGGAGGUAGUUACUUAAUUUACAUAAUAAGGCUGAAUAAGAAAUAUAUUUUAAAAGGUUUUGCCGUUUAGCCAAAGCAAUUAACCUUGCACUACAUUUGGUUUUAUUCACCUGUCACGUUAGUGACGUCAGGUGCUUGCAUUUCUGGAGUCGAAAUCUGACAAAAGAGAAGCAGAUCACAAUCCAAAUGUCUAUAUUUUUAUUUGGUUGAUCGAUUCUUUAUUUCCAGGACGCUUUUAGCGGUUGUCAGAUCCUGCCAUGCUCACACAAGGUUCACCGCGAAUGUGCUAUUGCUAUGAUACAGAACGGCGUGUAAGUACGCUUAAAUAUCGCUAUAUCUGUUUUUGGAAAUAAACUUAAAUAUGUAAGAACACUCCACCACUGCACUGACAAUGUGUUGGUAUUUAAUUCUUGAUUGGGUGUGUGUGGACCUGCUCCAGCUAUGAGAGUGCACUGAGCAGUUUUCAUUUGCAUUUAUAAUAAAAAACCUCCGUGCCCUCGUAAGGAGCUUUGGUCGGCAGUGGGCGAAGUGAUUUAUUAACAAACAGCGAUUGGUUUUCGCAAUUAAAAUAACUUCAGAAAAGAUUGGAAACUACGUGAAGAAUCAACAGUACGGACUUCCAGAGAUACAGACCUCAGUUCCCGCCUACAGCUGGGAAUAAGUCUGGUGAAAUCGACAAAUCCCGGUUAACGCCCUCAUUAUCCUUCUUCGUCCCCUAAGCUUUUGGUAGGUCCAAAGAUUAUUUCAGUUUUGGUUUUUUUACUUCAUCGGUAAACUUUGAAAGACCUUUACGUUAAGUAUGCCAGAAUUAUUGCCACAUUCCCACACCAGUUUUUCUCGAGUUCACCUGAAUAUUUCCUUUUAAUUUGCAGUCGCAGCUGUCCUAUUUGCCGCCAUCCUUUGUACAGUCAGACUGGAAUGAAUGAGUGAAUUACAACCUCGACUCCAGUGUUCAAAAUUCCAAAGCAAAAUUGUUCCCUAUUAAGAUGUUUUAGAUAGUGUCCUGAUUGACGUAUUCAUUCUUUUUGUAGCCGUGAAUUUAAACUUUUAUCACUAACGAUGACUGGUUCUUUAUUUCUCCUGGCGGUAUCACACUUGAAUCAAAUGAUAAAUGCAACGAGAAUAAAGGCAAUAAUCACCAAUUUAGGAAGCUAUUGAUUGGCAAACAAACUAUCAUUGUCAGUACCAGAGUACAAUGUAAAAAGAACAAUGUAGAUUUUUAGGGUUGAAGAUUGUAAUAGUUAUUUUAAUCUUACCUGUACAAGGACGCAAACCUAAUGGGAGAGGGGAAAUGAAGAUGGCAGGAUCCCCUUAGGUCAAAGUGACUUCUAUGCAGUGGCUUUUAUAUCCAAAUUUAUCGCUUUCAUCUCUUAAAAGAUUUGUGUAAAAGUGUGCAAGGUAUCGAUUAGUCUGGCGAGGAGGUGGCUAUGUGUAUCAUAGUAGCGAAGCCAUUGUAUGAUAAAAGUAUAUUUCUUAUCAUUGUAAGGAAACGACAUAGUAAAUUGUCCAAAGCCUAAGCAGCAAUUAGAUUUGGCAGCGGGUUGUUUUUUUUUCCGCAAUCUAAAAUGAAAAUAUGCCUCAAGGGAUUUUAUAACCCUUACACUUUAAGUCAAACAAAACAUUUCACAGGGUGUUGUUAUUAAAUUCCUGGUAGUGUUUUAUGGUUCUAAGAAUGCUGUGUGAAAUAAAGCCCCUCUACAACCUUUUUUUCAUGUAAAGUUACACCAGAAGAGGUAGGAAUUGUAAGAGUUUCAAGUUUCAUCUUCUUUGCCUUUC